UUGUAAGCUCUUCCAGAAGAGCAGCAGCCCUUGACAUCACACACACACAAGUGCAUUUACUGGAGGAACAGAAAACUGAAAGGUGGGAAACUGCUGGCCAACUAUCUCCUAAGACAUGCCCUCGGCUCUCACAGCCCUGCAUAGCAUCAGUAGAGCCUGUCUGACCCCAGCCUGCUGGGCCUCAGCAUCUCGCCCAACCAGUGAGGUACUGCCACGCAGUAUGUCCCUCAGGGAGCACGGGCAAUACCUCUUCCGCAGUGCUGUGGAUGUUGUCUUGCCAGCCCGGAUGCUCAGGAGGGCCUUGGAGCUCAGAACUGAUGGAGGCCCGCAACUCGUCGUGAGGGGCCAGGCUUUCCCAGCGCAGAGGAAUCUGUAUCUUGUGGGCUUCGGCAAAGCUGUGCUGGGGAUGGCUGCCGCAGCAGAAGAGAUCUUGGGAGAUCACCUACUCCGAGGAGUUGUCAGUGUCCCUCUGGGCAUUGAGGCGUGUCUGCAGCAGGCAGGAAUGCAGGAAAUGCUGCUAAAGCCACACAGCAGGAUCCAGGUCAUAGAAGGAGCUAAGCACAACCUCCCUGACAGAGAGGCUUUGAGGGCAGCCAGGGCCAUUGGUGAGCUGGCAGAAGGUCUGACAGCUGAUGACCUCCUCCUUGUGCUGAUCUCAGGAGGUGGAUCAGCCUUGUUGCCUGCCCCCAAGCCUCCUGUGCUCCUUGAAGAGAAAGAGAAGGUCACCAAGCUGCUGGCUUCCAGAGGAGCUACCAUCCAAGAACUCAACAUCAUCCGGAAGGCCUUGUCCUUGCUGAAAGGUGGAGGGCUGGCUCAGGCUGCCUAUCCUGCACAGGUGCUGAGCCUCAUCCUCUCUGAUGUCAUUGGUGACCCAGUAGACAUUAUAGCAAGUGGUCCCACUGUUGCCAAUUCCCACAGCACCAAAGACUGCUUUGAAAUCCUGGCAAAAUACAAUCUGCUGAGCAGCUUGCCCAAAUCUGUGGAGACAGCGCUGCACAGCUCAAGUUCAGAUUCUGUUCGUUCUCAAGACUAUUCCCAUGUCUAUAAUGUCAUCAUUGGUUCAAACAGUUUGGCUUUAGAAGAAGCCAAACACCAAGCAGAGGCUCUGGGCUACCUGACUCUGAUUCUGAGUGCAGCUGUCUGUGGGGAAGUCAACAGAGUGGCCAAACUCUAUGGUCUGCUGAUUCAGUUUAUCUGCUUGAGUAUGGCUGGACCUGGAGUAGAUUCUUUAAUUGAUGAAGUGAGAAGUGAUCUCCUACAACUGGCAGCAGAGCUAGACAUCCCCAGUCUGAAUCUUACGGAGUUUCUAAGGACUUUGCAGGGAUUUGGACCUGAAAGGCCAGUUUGCCUCCUUGCUGGUGGAGAGACAACAGUCCAGGUGCAAGGAAGUGGGCAGGGUGGGAGGAACCAGGAGCUGGCUCUGCGUGUGGGGUUGGAGCUGCACAAAGCUAAGUCCACCAGGGCUGGUGGCAUCCUUGAUGGAUGGGAGGUCAUGUUCCUCAGUGGGGGAACUGAUGGGCAGGAUGGGCCAACAGAGGCUGCUGGUGCCUUCUCCAGCCUGGAGCUGGUAGACAGGGCUGGCCAGGAAGGUCUUGAGGUGGAGGCAUUUCUAAGCAAUAAUGACUCGUACACAUUCUUCAGUAAAUUCCAAAAUGGAUGUCACCUGCUGAUGACAGGUUUAACAGGCACUAAUGUCAUGGACAUACAGGCUGUUUUAAUUAGGGCCAGAGACAGAUAAUGAGAGUAACACCACCAGAUAGUCAGGUGCUUUUAAUGAGAGGCAAGGGUAAACAGAGGGCACUAACAUUACAGACAAAUCUGGCUGCUUAAAUUAGGGGUAGCUGUCAAGGCUGCAGAUAUCCUGGACAUAAAGGUUACAUUAAUUAGGCACAGGAGUGGGUAACCAUGGCAUGAGCAGCAGGAACAUUGGAUCUGUUUUAAUUAGGAUCAGAGAAAAGGAAGCACGGCACCAGCGUUAUGGAUAUCUUGGCUGGGUUAACCUUUCUGCCCAAGUACCACUGAAGGGUACAUUUUGACUCUGGUUACAAAGAAUUCAGGAAAGUAGGGCUGCUGGCUGGCAGGGACAGCACUUGGCCAGCACUUUUUGCUCUUGUAUCCAUUCAGACUGGUCCCAUACUAACUUGACGAGCGUUUACAUUUAGUCUGCAUGUGCUUCCCAUGAGUGAAAUCAUGUGAUUGUAAAACAACAUCAAAAUACAAGCAAGACAGAAAAGACUGGGGUUUUCCAAAACGUCUGUGGGAAUUAGGUCUCCCACUUCCAUGAAUGACAUCUGACUCUUAGGUCUGAUUUUUAGCUUGCCAUUUUAAAGCUCAGGCUCACUAUGUGAACAAGGUGCUUUAGAUCAGUACAAAGGGCCUUGAAUCCAAGGAAUUGCAAAUGCAGCAGAGAUGGCCAAAAGCACAUCAGUUCAGUUUAACCUUUGAUCUUGGAUAUGUGACGUAAAUGCCACAGCCAAAUGUAUUUUCACUCCACUGUGCGAAGAAUCAUGUGAACUGUGAUUCAGAUGCAUUGAUGCAAAAACAACCUGAACAUGCACCUUCCCCUCCUUCCAGUGACCUUCUCUGCUACCUUGGGUGGUGACAUUUUUUUCCCUUGGCUGAUAUUUCAUGGGGCAGCACUCUGUGCUGUCAGUGUGUAGGCUAUGAGGAUUCCAAGUAUUAUUUCCAAACUGGUCAAAAAACAAUCCAGCCUCCAGCUUGAGGUAUUGACCUUUUCACUGUGUAAAGUCAGAUGUUGCUGUCACUCUGAUUAACUCUGCUAGUUCCAUGGAACAAAAGGCAAGAAAAUCUGCAAAUUCAACGCUUCUGACCCAUAUUGCUGAACCGAUUAAAGGGCAAAGCUUCUGGGGCUACGGCUUUCUCAGAGACUGGAUUCCCUGUGCCUCUGGGGCCAGUACAGAGGAGUGGUGACUUCAGCUUUGUCACAAAGUUAAACUUGGGUCCUGUUUUGCCACAUAUGUUAGCACAAUAUGUGGACAGACUAACUAGAGGCUGGAUUUUCAAGGAGUCAGAGCCCAUGUCUGGGGCCAGAUUUUGAAAGAAGCUGCAGGGUUCAGCAACCAUCCUGACCCAGUAUGUUCAAUCCUCUCAAAAAUCUAGAUGUUUAUUACAGUGCUAAAUUGGGAGCUGAGUUCUUUUGAAUAUUCAGCCCUGAUUUAAUAGGCCACUUAUGCGUCAAACUGUUUUCAGACAGAUGGAGCUCUGUCGUGUGGCUGAUCUAACCUUGCAGACAACUAUAGCUCCUUGUCCAUACUGUAAGCAGUGAUGUCAUUGGCCAUUUGUCCUUACUGAGAUUCAUGGAGGGGUCGGACAUUCAUCAGGAUACACAGGUUUUCCAGUGAAGGUUAAUGCCAGCAACAUGGUUAGAAGGCACAGAACACCUCCAGCUUCAGGUCUUACAUCAGCCUCUGUCUAUGGAUAGAGUCCCUCUAUCUAGUACAGAGUGGAACAGGACUGUCAUGGCAAGCCUACACCCUGUGCUGCCUGUCAGGAACAUGCCAGAAGAGAAGCACAGGCCUGAGCCAGAGUUGGAAGUCCCCAUGUCCCUUAAUUAAGGCUUGUAUAGUUACUGGAUAAUCCAUCCUGUUCCAACGCUGCAAUGUAUAAAGUUACUUAUUUUCUGAGCCUCAAUUUGUUGUGCAACAUGGGGAUGCUAAUCAGUACCUACCUUACAGCGUUGAAUUACCAAAUAUUUGGUAACUGCAUUGAGGUCUGCUGAUAGAUGGUAGUAGAGACCUACAGAGUAUUAUAAAGCUGAGUAAAUGAAUAGUGUCAGGGGUAAGACUGAGUAAAGAGGAGCCUUGCUACCUUUUUGUGCAUGCUUUCCCAGUUUUCCAGUGAAUUACAGAGGGUGCCGUUUUAAUUACGUUCACCAUGUUUCGGCGUGGCCGGGCCGUGUCUUCUGGUUAAGCCUCUAUGCAUGAUUGUUGUGCAAAUAAUAAAUGUGAAAGGAACAAGAAUGUGUUCAAAGUGCUUGGUUAUGGGUCAGGACCAUUGGCUGGAGAGCCAUGCUAACUGCUUCACACCAGACUGCUCUCUGUUGAAUGGGUGCAAAUCCAGCUAAGGAGUCAGUCUGAAUUUGAAUUGAAUUAAAAAGAUCAGACCAGAUUUUAGCUCUUACCUUAUUACUGCCAGCCGUCUGCUGUACCAUUCUCACUUCUUAUCACUGGGAGACUGGCAGUAGAGCAGGUGGUCUCCCCAGCAGACAUGCGCAACCCAGGGGGACCUAGGCCACCCUGCAGUAGACCAGAUUUAUUUAACCUGGAGGUACUUGGAGUACUGCUUGCUCUGUUUAACAUGCCCUCAGUAGUGCAGCAGGUGCACCAGAGUGAAGAUCUCAAAUUUACAGCAUUACUCAAAUGGUUCAUGGCACAGAAAAAAAGGGUUCAUAAAAAUGGGCUGAGCUAGACUGCUAUAUGAAUCCAUAUGGUUCCCCUGACUCAACAGAAUACGUUUAUAGCAGUAAAGAAUCUCACCUUUGUGCUCUCCUAUGCACAUAUAACCUUUUCCACCUGCCAAACAUUGCAUUAGUCCUUGGGAAUGCUGCUGGAGCUGGCAUUCAUGCAUGCACUUCUUCAGAGAAAUCCCUGUGCUGCUAAUCAUACAUGUGCCGCUGACAUCAUCCUGGCUUUUUAAAUAGGCACAAUUCAGUAUUAAUUAAAAUGAGUUCAUGUUGUGAAGGAGGAAACUGAUAAAAGGUCUGAUGAAAGGACAUGGCUGUUUGAAGUACAUUUUGCAUCUGCAUUCA
This is a messenger RNA of Gavialis gangeticus (Gharial), 4768 nucleotides long. RefSeq names its product glycerate kinase (gene GLYCTK). Bases 116 to 1738 code for a protein of 540 amino acids. The transcript has 5 exons. Gene Ontology annotation, molecular function: glycerate kinase activity. Lineage: Eukaryota; Metazoa; Chordata; Crocodylia; Gavialidae. Gene Ontology annotation, biological process: protein phosphorylation. Gene Ontology annotation, cellular component: cytoplasm. The record is from RefSeq and is a predicted model, not a curated record.